Molecule: messenger RNA, 1148 nt
Organism: Impatiens glandulifera
Lineage: Eukaryota; Viridiplantae; Streptophyta; Magnoliopsida; Ericales; Balsaminaceae
Product: WUSCHEL-related homeobox 8-like
Exons: 4
Coding region: 159-1148 (329 amino acids)
Biological process (GO): regulation of developmental process
Molecular function (GO): DNA binding; DNA-binding transcription factor activity
Source: RefSeq, a predicted model, not a curated record
UCUUUUUAGAUUAAUAAUUGUAACUGAAAAUACAGGACAAUGGUAGGUGAGAACUGAAAGAGGCAAGGGGAGUGAUCGAGAAAUCAUUUAUAAGAAGUUCAGUUUCAGGGCUUUUCAUAUACCAUCAUCAUCAAUAUCAAAAUCAAAAGAAAGCAAUCAUGGCUUCAUCAAAUAAACACUGGCCCAGCAUGUUCAAGUCCAAGCCCAGUAGCAAUCAUCAAAACCAGUACCAAUUGCAAAACCACCAUGACCAAACGGUUUCUUCAACUGAGAGAUGCCCAGAGCCAAAGGCAAGAUGGAAUCCAAAAGCGGAACAGAUUCGAAUCCUUGAAGGUAUAUUCAACUCAGGAAUGUUUAACCCGCCACGUGACGAGAUUCGAAAGAUCCGAAUCCAACUCCAAGAAUACGGUGAGGUAGGCGACGCCAAUGUCUUCUAUUGGUUUCAGAACCGGAAAUCAAGGUCCAAACACAAACUACGCCACCACAACAACCCUAACCCCUCCACCAAAAUCACUUCCCCAGCUUCUAUUACCACCACCGCAGCAGCAGCAGCAGCCGCCGCCACCUCUUCACCUACAUCUGCCGGACCCAUUGGAAAUGCUGGGUGGGUUUUUCAGGCAUCGCCGAACUAUCAACAUCCAAUAAUGGCGCCGUCGCCGGUGCCGGCGUUGGCGCCAGAUUUGUAUUUUCCGGUACAUGAGCAGUUAUCAUCUACUACUACUGGUUCAAAUAAUGUUUUGGGGGAGUUUCCUGAGGUAAGCAGUGGCGGUGGUGAUAUGGUUCAGGUGGCGGUAGGUCAUGAGACGGUUAAUGUAUCUAAUUCUUCUCAAAAUAAUAAUAAUAUAGAAGAUGAAUUAUUAUUAUUAUAUGGUGGUGGGGGCGGGGAUUUAACGUCGGAAGGGAGUAGUUAUAACAAGAUAAUAGUGUUUAUUAACGAUGUGGUAUUUGAGUUAGCGGCGGUUCCUAUAAAUGUGAAGGAGGUUUUUGGAGAGGAUGCGGUUCUAUAUCUUUCUACGGGUCAGCCUGUUCUAACGGAUCAAUGGGGACUCACCACUUUGCAACAUGGUUCUUUCUACUAUUUGAUCCGCAAAUUAUCAUCUUCCUCUUCUUCUGAUCCUCCACAGUUUCAGUUUUAUAAUAUGAUGUAA